Messenger RNA from Aspergillus brunneoviolaceus CBS 621.78, 782 nucleotides. RefSeq lists its product as uncharacterized. The coding region runs from base 48 to 782 and encodes 244 amino acids. The transcript has 4 exons. Lineage: Eukaryota; Fungi; Ascomycota; Eurotiomycetes; Eurotiales; Aspergillaceae. The record is from RefSeq and is a predicted model, not a curated record.
CUCCAAGCAGCAAAUAGGUCUGUUUAUCUUCCUCGCCUCAAACGACAAUGAGCCGACUCACAGCUCUGGUCCUGAUCUUAGCCAUUACCUUCAACAUCGCCACCUUUGCGCUUGGAGCGGCCACGUUAGCAGAGUACCUCAACCAACGCAGCUACCUUCUGGGUCUCGUCCCCAAAGCCGAAAUCCACGACAAUGCCUACAUCGGGGCAGCUAGUUACAGCAUAUGCUCGAGCUUUCUGUCAUCCUUGAUCCUUCUCAUUAUACUCAUCAUGCAAGUGCUCCGGUGCACCAUUGCCUACCGAGUCCUGAUCGUGUGCUCGGUCGUUCCAAGUCUCAUCGGCUUCGCUAAUGCGAUCGCCUUGACCAUUAUCACGGCGACGAAGGUGGUGUCGUUCGGGGAUAGUGUCGGGCCGCGUGUGACUAUAUACUUGGAUGAGGCUGCCCAUAGCGACGGGGUCCCCCUUGAAUAUCGAAAGGAUGCCGCGUCCAUCGCGGCCGUGGCGUUUGCUUGGCUUGGGUGGGCCUGUUCUGUGGUUGCUGUUAAUCUACCUCAGCCGAAAGCUUCAGACACCGUGCGGGAUCCUAGUCUGUUUCCAUCUAGUCAGGGGCGUAGAUACGAGGCGAUCUUCGAGGCCAAGGGCUCCUGCAAGCUCGUCACUGUGGUGGCCACGGAGGUGUACCGGAAAAUGGCCGAGAGGCAGGCCAAGAUCAACAAGAACUACCAGAGCCUGCAGCUCAAUGGUCGCCAGGCGCUGGCCAUGGACCUGGACAAGAUUGAUUGA